CACAACAACAGAUUCCAUUCUUCCCUCCCGCCAUUUUGGUUACCCGGACCAGUCACUGCUCCGAAUUCCGCCUCUUUCCGAGCCGAAAUUUCCGCGUCUUGAGCCCGAAUCCCGCCGAGAAAACCCGCCAGAAGAUGUCUGUCACCGUUCUGCCCAGUCUGGAGGACAUGUUGGAGCUGUACGGCGCGCCAGUUCCCAUGGAAACGGAAUCAGACGAUCCUAUGAUACCGUGUCCGCCGCCUCCCAGUGAAGGGUGGGAGGCGGCGGAGUCUUGCUCCUUCUUGAAGUCGGGCCUCAAGCAGCGGGUUAAGCGUGAGCAGCGGGUUCGCAAGUUCUCUAAGAAGCACUGAGUCCGAGGCGCGAGGCCUCGCUGUCUGCACUGCCCCAACCUGCUCCCCCCCGGAGCUGAAUGGGCCAGCCCACCACCCCUAUGCAGUGCAGACAGAGGAGCGCCCCCAUGCGGGGCGGACAGGAAGCGCAGGCUGUUGCCAGAGACCCCCCUCCCCCCUGGCCGACCUUGACAGCCUCCCUUCCCUCCACCAACUAGCAGUGCUGGCCCCCGACGAUGUGUAUAGAGAAAUACAAGCAGCUUUGUUUGAGAAUCCAAUCCCACCGAGUGCAGAUGUCCAAUCAACGCCCUUCAUCGCAGCCAAGUCUCCUGAUGAAUCAGCUGACCUCUCACCCUUGUCCCCUGACCUUGAUGACCUCCCCAUGGAUGCCCAGGACCUGUUCGGAUGCGAGAGUUUGGCGCUGUUCGGAGCUGAUUUCUCUCCAUUUGACAAGUUUGAAGACAUCCCCACAGAAAUCAACACCAGCUUGAGCUUUGACGACUUCAGUGAAGUCCAAGAUGACAUCUUUGACCUUAACCUUGACUCUGGUACGGAGGAGAAUGUUUGGACGUUUAGUCAGCGUCUCCUGUCACCGCUGUCCUCCCCCUCUCAGGUCCAGAAUCCUACAAACCACCCCUCCCCUCCAAUGGUCUCUUCCACUGAACCAUCACCUUGUUGUAGCGUUUUUUCACCUUUCCAAGCAGACAGAGCUCCAAUCAUAACAGACGUUUCUUCACGAAGUUGCGACGGACUCACCCUUCGCCAGUUGGUUUCAGCUCCACCAAGCAAACCCCUUUCUCCGCCUGUUAUCGACCUUACUUCAGACUCCGGAGGCAACUCAGCCUCUCGGCCCAUCCAAGGCUCUCAGAGCCCCCUCUACCCCACCCCACCGAGCUCUGCACAAGCCUCCCCAAGAAAAAGCCCUUUCCAUUUCCCAAGUACCCCCAGCACCCCUGUGGAAACCCCAUCUCAAAUCAACUCUACUCCACCCUCCCCGUGUAACACCCAGUCACUUUCAGCUGAGAGCUUGUCUUCCUUGAAGUCUCCGUGUCAGUCCCCUGCGUCUGUCAGCCUUCUGUCUCCCCCAGAGUCGGUACUGUCAUCCCCACCCGGCUCUCACACCUCCAGCCUACCCCCCUCCCCCUCCCCAUCUGUGUGCAGCCUGGGCUCCACAGAGGGGCUGAUCCAGAAGGCAGAGAGCACCCUCACCAGCACGGAGAUCAAGGCCAGAGACAAGGUCAAGCAGGCGGAGGUCCAGGCCAAGACGUCGCGAAACUACCGGCGGUCGCUGGCCCGCUACCACGACCUGGACAAACUGGCGAGCAAUCUGGAACAGGAGAACGGAGAGCUGAGAGAGAAAAUCGAGAGCCUGACGAGUGAGAUAGCUCUUGUCAGGAAGAACAUAGUGCUGGUUAUGGCUGGCAAGAUGCCUGUUUCGUGAACUGUUUUGCAAUGGUUGAAUCUGGGUAGUUAAAAGAGAGAUUGUCCAGGAAGAAGUGGGGGGUAGGGCUUGGGCUUGGGUGUUAUAGCCAGUACAGUAGUUUCAGAAACCUUGAUGUUCACGUAUGUCUUAAGCUUUGUGAAGUUUUGCGUUAAUUUGAUCUAUACUAUAAUAAUGUGUGCUCAUGUAAUGAACAAGGUGAUUGACAAUACUGUCACAUUUGUAACAAGACAUCAGUAACAAGACAUGUGUUUAAACAUUGGAGUUUUUUUGUGUUUCAGGAUCUUGAUUUGUUUUGAUUUCAACGAUGUGUGUGAGAAAGCAUAUCUGAAACAAUGGGCAAGUUGUAACAGGAAGUAACAUGUAUUUCAACACAUACAUGUACAUGUAGUUGAUUAAGAUAGACUUGGAUUCUGGAUGGACAAAAAACUUGUACUCUGUAGAAGAGAUUCUUACUAAUGCUUGUCUCUUUGGUGAUGUCUAGGGUGUGAUGUUGGUGUUGAUGUAUCAAAUGCAAAGUAAUAAAUCUGAAAGCUGCGA
This is a messenger RNA of Branchiostoma floridae (Florida lancelet), 2310 nucleotides long. Its product is annotated as mucin-2-like. The transcript has 4 exons. The record is from RefSeq and is a predicted model, not a curated record. Bases 712 to 1770 code for a protein of 352 amino acids. Lineage: Eukaryota; Metazoa; Chordata; Leptocardii; Amphioxiformes; Branchiostomatidae.